Messenger RNA from Chlamydomonas reinhardtii, 1316 nucleotides. RefSeq lists its product as uncharacterized. The transcript is spliced from 3 exons. The coding region runs from base 123 to 332 and encodes 69 amino acids. Lineage: Eukaryota; Viridiplantae; Chlorophyta; Chlorophyceae; Chlamydomonadales; Chlamydomonadaceae. The record is from RefSeq and is a predicted model, not a curated record.
ACCAGCCAGGCAGCAACACGGGGUUAGCUGCGGUGGGCACGAGAGGUGACUCGGCCCGUGGAUUAUCAGCGCCAGGCCUGCAUGUGAACCAUGCGCCCGGGCCCGCCUUCGCGAUUCCAAACAUGAGCUACGCGCCAGAGUAUGACCUGACGCUUGAAGAGCUAUGUGAAUGCCUUAUCAACGAGCUGCCGGCUGCCGUUGGCUGGGUGCCCCCCACGGAGCGGGAGGAGGUGGUGGUGCGGCAGCUGCGGCCAGGCAAGCCGGCGUACGAGGUCCGCACGGCGCGGGGGCGGCUGCGGCAGGAAAGCUGCAAGGCCGUGCCCUGGCGGUAGCGGCGGCGGCGGCGGCCGCGGUAGCGGCGACGUUGCCGCGGCGGCAUUGCGGCAGGGGCGGCAGGGGCGGUGGUGGCAGGGGCGGUGGCGGCGGCGGCGGCAGCUGCGGCAGUCACCGCUUCUUCGCGGCAACUCGCAGGGCAGUAGCUUUGUGAUUUCUGCUGGCACAGCGCUACGCAGCUGUGGAGGCGGUGUUCCUGGCGGCAGCUGACGUCAGCUCAUCUGCUGCGCGGUCACAUGGAUGGGGUCCACCGGAGGACGUUGAGGUGUGGGGUCUGGGGCGGCGCUUGUCCGUGUUGGCGACCUGGCCGGCGGCGUACGUGUGGGUGCGUCUAGGCACGUGCGGUUGCUGGGCGUGGGUAGCCUGCUGAUUCAGUCUCAAAGAAACCAAGACCCAGUACAUACGGUGCGGUACGGUGCUGCGGCAGCAGGUGCUGUAUGUGGUGCGCGAACGUAGGGCUGUUGCUGGGGCACCAGCUGCCUGGCAUGCCGCAUUUGGGGUCGGCACUGAAUCAUACUCGUUUUGUUACACACUUGAGACAAAGGUGUUCGGCACUGCAUAGCCAUGCCCUUGAUUGUGUUGACUGGCAUGACCGGCGGGUUGCCCAUGAGCUGAUUCGACAUGUGUGUAUUUUCAUAGCAUCUUAGUACAGUGUUGAUUAAUGUCGGACGUCAGAGAAGAGUAUUACGGUAUGAUCACGGGUCUUGCUUGCAGUGGAGGGCUUUGCGUCGGCGCCUGCAGCUCCCGCCUCGCUGGCUCGUCGUUAGUCUGUGGGUGCGAGGAGGGGCGGGGUGAAGAAGAGGCGCGCACAUUGUGUGUGAAGGAGUGCCUCUUCAGGCCGUUCUACAAGAGAUGGAGCGGGGCCGGGGCGAAAUUGGAAGGUGCAAGGUUGCAGGAAAGUGCAGCGAUCAAGACAGAUGUGCAGACAUAGAGCGGGUGCGCAUGGUGUGAUGCUUGCAGCAAGUAAGGGAAGGGUGCGCUGC